AUGGCGUCAUCCACUGAAGACACUGCUGCAAUCGCAGAAGAACAGCUGAUUGGCGCGCUCAAACAGAAGUUGCAGGAUAUGAAAGACGACUUCACGAAAGAUUCUACUACCCUUAGACGUUAUCUCAUCGCCAGGAACUGGAACAUAAAGGAUGCGGAAUCCAUGUUGAGAGCUACCGUAGAUUGGCGGAAAGAGAAUCAACCAUGGAGACAGGAAUGUCUUCAGUGUUACGAGCAACCGGGUUACCAUUCCUGGCGGCAGGUGGGCAUGGACAAACGUGGGCGACCAGUGAUCUAUUCCUGUUUCUCCCAGUCACCAGUAAGAACAUAUACAGUUGAUGAUAGCUUGAAACAUCUGAUGUACUUAAUGGAAAACGCACAACGCACCCUGCCACCCACUGAAUACCAGUGGAUAUGGCUCCUAGAUUGCACUGGCAUGCCUACUUCUGCUUACACCAAUCCUAAAGUUGGAUACACGGCGUUCCAGAUACUCUCUAACCACUACCCAGAGAGGUUAGGAAUGAUGAUCAUCUUCAACUAUGACACAAUCUUCGAAGGAAUAUUCAAAACGUUACGCUUCUUUCUCCACUCCAACACCGUAGGUAAAGUUCACCUCCAUCGCAAUAUGAACAAGAUUGAGACUCUAUUCCGCGAAUUAUUUGACGAUGAACUAGUUCAGUGGGUGAACGAAGAAAUCACUCUAAACAAAGAAGUUCCUUUAAGAGACACGCAGACAAACUUCUGGAAUAUGCCUAGUAACCCCGCAGACCACGACCCGCGUGGAUGCCUGACUUAUGUCAAUAAAUAUCUCAACACACACUUUAAAGAGGCAACGCCUGUCGAAAGUCUUGUCAUGACGAUGGCUCCCAAGAUUAAGAAGCAUAGACCACAUCCGAAUAUCUUAGAUGACUUGCGAGAUCGAGCAGAUGAAGCAGCAAUUGAGAAAGCAGAACGAGAAGCGAGACAAAAUUUGGAGGAGGAAAAAGACUGUACCAUCUUAUGA
Saccoglossus kowalevskii is the source of this 1002-nucleotide messenger RNA. RefSeq names its product phosphatidylinositol transfer protein 3-like. Lineage: Eukaryota; Metazoa; Hemichordata; Enteropneusta; Harrimaniidae. Gene Ontology annotation, molecular function: phosphatidylinositol transfer activity. The record is from RefSeq and is a predicted model, not a curated record.